AUGAAUUGUGUUUCUAGUACUUCAUUCUCCUUGCUUAUUAAUGGUCCUCCCUAUGGUCAUUUCAGUGCCUCUAGGGGAAUUUGGCAAGGAGAUCCUUUAUCUCCUUAUAUUUUUAUCCUGUAUAUGGGGCUUUUUAUUAGGCAUUUCAAUAUUCUUGCUAAGAAUCCUAAAUCUAAUGUGGGUUUGUUCUAUUCCCUUGGAGGUGAUCAAAUCUCUAACUUGGUUUUUGCUGAUGAUUGUCUUAUUUUUGCCAGGGCUACUGUUGUGGCUGCCAGAAAUAUCAACACUUUAUUAGAAAAAAAUUCUAAAGUCUCUGGUCAGAAAAUUAACUUACAUAAAUCCACUGUUUACUUCUCUAGAAAUGUUCACUCACAAGUUAGAACUGCCCUAAGUAAUCUUAUGCAGAUUCAACAUAAGGCCACCUUAGGGCGCUACCUUGGCAUCCACAAUAUUAUCUUCUGGAAAGAUCCAGCUAAUGCCAAAAUGAUGAUGGAAAGAAUUCGAUCAAAGUUUGCAGGUUGGAAGGCUCAAACGUUAUCUAAAGCUGGUCGUCUCACCUUAAUUAAGGCUAGUGCUUCUAGUAUUCCUAACUAUACCCUUUCCUGUUUCAAGUGUCCCAAAGAAGUUUGUAAGGAAUUGAAUGCUUGUAGUAGGCGGGGUCUAGGGGUUAGAUCUGCUGCUCAUUUUAACAAGGCGACUUUAGCUAAAUUAGGCCGGAUCUGUCUGUCUGAUCCUACCAAGUGGUAG
Messenger RNA from Prunus armeniaca (apricot), 747 nucleotides. The record is from the annotation of a GenBank genome assembly. Lineage: Eukaryota; Viridiplantae; Streptophyta; Magnoliopsida; Rosales; Rosaceae.